GUAAAACAUGGCAGCUUACGCAAACGCUUGCUUAAGCUACUAGCUAGCUAGAAUGUUCUAGCGCUUACAUGUGUCUUCGGGUUUAAAGAGGCGUCAACCUUAAGCGUUAUUAAAAAGGAUCAGUGAUCACAUUAUUUUUCAGUAUCACACCACGAUCCUUUGAAGCGACAUGACUGAAGACAGACAAGAUCGAAGAUAUCCCCAGAACCUUCAGGGGGUCCUGCAGAUGGCAAUCGAUGCUGGCACCGGUGCAGAGGGGCCCGCCCCUGUCGAACCCAUUUCAGAGGAGAGGAGCACAUGGCUAAGGGACGCUCUCGCAGAUGUCUGCAAAGGGCAGAUGAAUGAAGUGGAGCAGAUGAAGCAGUGCCUGGCUGUCUUGAACAAGGAGGACGUGAACGGCGAGGCGGAUAGGGAUGAUGACGAUGAAGAUGAGCGAGAAUCAGCCUUUGAGUUGCUGUCAGAUUUGUGUGAGAACCUUGACAAUGCCAGAGACUUGAUGGUUCUGGGAGGCCUGGAUCUGUGUGUCUCCAAAUAUUUGUGUCAUGCCCAAAGUAGUUUGAAGUGGAACGCUGCUCAGUUGAUCGGUACCUGUGCCCAAAACAUGCCUCAAGUGCAGGAUCAUUUACUAAAGCUAAACGUUCUGCCAAAGCUUCUGCAGCUGACAGACUCGGACCCCCACCCCACAGUCAGAGUCAAAGCCCUGUAUGCCGUCUCAUGUCUGGUUCGAGAGCAAGAUGGGGGACUGGAGGCCUUUCUGUCACAUGAUGGCUUCUCCGUGCUGAUGAGAGGCAUGCAGUCAGAACAUGAGAAGCUUCAGACUAAGUCGGCGUUCCUUCUGCUCAACCUGCUGACGUCACACCCUGAACAGAAAGAUGCAGUGGUUUCCAUGGGGAUGGUGGAGCAGCUGGUCUCGGUCCUGCGAGCUCCACACUCGCCUUUUCAUGAACAUGUGCUCGGCGCUCUUUGUUGCCUGGUGGAGGACUGUGUGGAGGGGCUCAAAGAUUGUAAGGACCCGUCUCUCGGCCUUGAAGAGUUGCUACGACUGCGAACCAAAGAGCUCCGAGGGAAAGAGGAAAGUCUGGAAGAACUGGAAUUCUGUGAGCGCCUAAAGACGGCUUGUUUUUGUGGACACCAGUCAGACGACCACGGAAUGGACCGCUGACCUCAGAUGAAUUCUGUUUGUUUCUUGCAUGUCAUUUAACAUGUUAUAAAUAAUAGCAGUUUUGGGGUCAUGCAUUUCAAAUAGAAUGUAAAAAAAAAAACUUUCAAAUUGUCAUCAAUGUCAGUACAUGUGUAAGAACUUUUAAAUUCAUUGAGGAAGACUCAGACACUGUAUAUUAAAAUGUCAAAAUGGGUAUUUUUAUACAUGUUCAUCUUGACAACUUUCACUUAAAUAUGGAUAUUACAUUGUCAUAUUAAAUAUGGCAGUAAAAUUAUUUCAAAGCCAUUUGCUCAUUUAUAAUAAUGCUAAUAAACUAGCUAGGACCUCU
Messenger RNA from Syngnathus typhle (broad-nosed pipefish), 1490 nucleotides. It is a transcript of the gene hspbp1, whose product is annotated as HSPA (heat shock 70kDa) binding protein, cytoplasmic cochaperone 1. Lineage: Eukaryota; Metazoa; Chordata; Actinopteri; Syngnathiformes; Syngnathidae. The coding region runs from base 170 to 1162 and encodes 330 amino acids. The transcript is spliced from 8 exons. Gene Ontology annotation, molecular function: protein binding. The record is from RefSeq and is a predicted model, not a curated record.